Messenger RNA from Diuraphis noxia (Russian wheat aphid), 1070 nucleotides. RefSeq names its product cuticle protein 19-like. The record is from RefSeq and is a predicted model, not a curated record. NCBI's taxonomy places the organism in Eukaryota, Metazoa, Arthropoda, Insecta, Hemiptera, Aphididae. Gene Ontology annotation, cellular component: extracellular matrix.
GCGACAACAGGCACGAAAUUUAUCAGUCGCCGUGUUGUAUUURUCGCCGACAGAAAAAACGGAAUAUUUUAUCACCGUUGAACACAACAUUCAUACAGAAUGAUCGCCAAGGUGUUCAUCGUGGUCGCUGUCGCGUCCGUCGCCGCCGCCCAGUACGCAGGUUACAACACUCCGGAGCCCAAGUACGCGCCGAUCCCAUACAGCUUCGAGUACAGCGUAAACGACCCACACACCUACGACGUGAAAAGGCAACAAGAAUCGAGCGACGGAAACGGUAACGUAAAAGGCUACUACAGCCUCUUGGAAGCCGACGGUUCCAUCCGUACCGUCGAGUACACCGCCGACGACUACAACGGUUUCAACGCCGUCGUCAAAAACUCAGCCCCCGCAGCAGCUGUCUACAAACCGACUUACACCAAGCCCGCAUACUCUGGCUACAAACCAGCUUACUAAUCGUGUUUUUCCUAGGUCACAAACACUGCAGUGAAAACUCUUUCUGACGAAACUUUUUACAACGAAAUACGACGUAAACAUUACAUGAUAUUGGUCGGUCCAUCUGCCGUUAUGCCCACUCUCUAUCACGAAAACUCUUGAAAGGAGUCUCUGCGUCCCAUCAGUUGUAAAGAGGUCUCACUGCAUUGAAAACUAAUACUUUGUCUUCUUCGUCUCACCGUCUUUUUUCGCGUAUUCGUCACCCUAUUGAGGCCAUCGCGAUCAUAUUUUUUGUGAACGUUAUCCCAUCACCCCAUAGGCAUAAUAUUAUUAUGUAUACUAUCGAUAUAUAUAUAGGCACAUGACAGCGGGUAAGAUCAGUGUUGGCUACAGAGCAUCGGUAUGGAGCUCUGAUGACAUAACAAAAAUAACCAUCACUAUUGAUCAAUACCUAUUAAUAAUAUAUUUAUAAUUAUAUUGUCGUGUUCCGUCUUAUACGAUGUAUAUAUAUACAAAUUGUCUUUUGUUCGUAAAACACAAAUCCUCAUAUUCUCAUUUGUUUAUCAUUCGUUUAUAAAAUUGUUCAUUCAUCAUAUUGUUAUGUACAUAAUAUUAUAUUAUAGUUGUUAACCAAUGUA